UUCUGCUCCCUUGCCAUUCGGCACUGCCAAAACCCCACGGGCCUCUCCACAGUGAAACAACCAACUGGGAAAUCUUUGCUGAGACAACACUGUUCUGUCUGUCUUUAUCUCUCUCUGUGUCUUCUGGUUUCUUUGAGCUUCUUGUGCCAACCCAUUUUGGUUUUUUUGUGUAAAACAGUCGUCGAAUUGGUUAAAGGAUGGAGGUGGAGAGACUUUGCUCUGGCGCUUUUGCUCUGGAGAGGAUGGUGUGCUCUGCACUGGAGGCUGUGGUGGUUGAUACAGCUCUGGUUGCUCAGAAGACCCUUGUUUGGCUUAUCUUGUUGAUUGUAUCUGUGCCCAAUGACAUUGAUAUGUUACCGAAUCCCCUAGGAGAAGAGAAGAGCUUUCCUUUACGUGAUCUUAACAGAGUGACAAGGCCUGAUGCUGAGAACAAGGAUGCCAGUGAUACUGAGGAUGAUGAGGAUGAAGACAAUGAUGCUGAUGUCAAUGACGAGGAUGAUGAUGAAUUUUCGGGAGAAGAAGUGAGUGAUGAUGAUGAAGGGGAUUCUGAGGAUGAUGUUGAGGCUAAUGGUGAUGGAGGAAGUGAUGAUGACGACGACGAUGAUGAUGACAGCGAUGAAGAUGAUGAUGAUGACAGUGAUGAAGACGAGGGUGAAGAGGAAGAUGACGAAGAAGAGCAAAAUCAACCACCAUUUAAGAAGAAAAAAUGAGGAACAUUAUUGUUUUUCCAUUCAUUUCCUUAUUGCCUUCAAGUAGUACUUGGGGAGUUGCAGAUUGGGAGGAUAUUUAAUUGAAACCAAGAGGACAUUGUCUUGGUUAUUUUUAGGAAAAAAGUGAAUUUCCUUCGUUCUUGUGGAUGUUGAUCCUUUUGGUGUUCCCUUGGAUGAUCAAACCAUGAGAUGAAGAAUAACUAUCACCCGAAACAUCUCUGAGUGAAUUGAGUCAUUCGGGUCAUCUACACUGAAUUGAGCGAUAUUGUUUCGCGAUGUCGCAAUAUUACUUGAAUCUUUUGUCAUGCACUUCUUCUUCGAUAUAACUUUUUGUGUGUAUCACCCAAAAUCAUUUUGCG
Molecule: messenger RNA, 1069 nt
Organism: Ilex paraguariensis (yerba mate)
Lineage: Eukaryota; Viridiplantae; Streptophyta; Magnoliopsida; Aquifoliales; Aquifoliaceae
Source: the annotation of a GenBank genome assembly